Molecule: messenger RNA, 2344 nt
Organism: Solea senegalensis (Senegalese sole)
Lineage: Eukaryota; Metazoa; Chordata; Actinopteri; Pleuronectiformes; Soleidae
Gene: fus
Product: FUS RNA binding protein
Exons: 15
Coding region: 69-1709 (546 amino acids)
Biological process (GO): regulation of DNA-templated transcription
Cellular component (GO): nucleus
Molecular function (GO): transcription coregulator activity; RNA binding
Source: RefSeq, a predicted model, not a curated record
GUCGUCGUUGGUUCGCUCCAGCUGUGUGAACGCACACAUUCGUCACCGUUAACGACUGUUCGUAGAAAAUGGCGUCAAACGAUUAUUCCCAACCGUCCGCGCAGGGCUAUGGGUCGUAUGGUGGAGGAGGAGGAGGAGGAGGAGGAGGAGGUGGAAACCAGGGCUAUAGUCAGUCCUCUGGUCAGAGUUACAGCCAGCAGGGCUACGGAGGCUACAACCAAGACUCAGACGGCGGCUCUGGCUCCUACAGCCAGGGAGGAUACGGCAGCUAUGGCCAACCACAGUCAGGAGGUUAUGGAGCUCCACCCUCUCACCAGGGUGGUGGAGGUUAUAGUCACUCCAGUCAGUCCUACAGCUCUGGAGGUUACAGCAGCACUAACCAGCCGCCCAACAUGAGCUACAACCAGCAGUCAUCUUUCUCUGGUUACAGUCAGCAGCAGCAGCCGCCGCCGUCCUCUUUAUCCUCUGCAGGCUAUGAAGAAAACUCGCAGCCUCCGGGUUAUAACCAGCUGCCGAGCGGUGGACAGAGCGGGUGUGGUUAUGGCAGCGGCGGAGGUCAGAGUGGUGGUUAUAGUGGGAGCCACCCACAACCGUCCCAACGUGGAGGAGGAGGUCACUACAGUCAGCCCCCGAGCUACAACGCCCCUCCUCCUCAGAGCUACAGUCAGCAGAGCCAGUACGGCCAAGAUGGAGGAUAUGGAGGUGACAGCCCUCCGAUGAGUGGAGGAGGAGGGUAUGGUGACCCUGAUGAAGGAUAUGGCGGUCAGGAUGUCCGUGGAGGCCGGGGUCGUGGCGGUGGUGGAUUUGGAGGUCGUGGCGGCGGCGGCGGCGGCUAUGAUCGUGGUUUUGACAGAGGUGGACGUGGUGGACCAAGAGGACGAGGAGGAAUGGGAAUGGCCGAUCGAGGAGGAUUCAAUAAGUUUGGUGGACCAAGAGAUCCAGAACAUGGACCUGGAGGACCUGGAGGCUUCAUGCAGGACCAGGAUAACUCCGAUAACAACACCAUCUUUGUACAAGGCCUGGGCGACGACUACACUGUGGAAUCAGUGGCUGACUUUUUUAAGCAGAUUGGGAUCAUUAAGGUCAACAAGAAAACAGGUCUUCCCAUGAUCAACCUGUACACAGACAGAGAGACGGGAAAGCUGAAAGGGGAGGCCACGGUUUCCUUUGACGACCCUCCUUCAGCCAAAGCUGCCAUCGACUGGUUUGACGGUAAAGACUUCAAUGGAAACCCACUCAAAGUGUCCUUUGCCACCCGCAGAGCAGACUUUGGAGGACGGGGAGGCAUGAGGGGAGGUCGAGGACGAGGAGGCCCCAUGAGCCAUGGAGGAUUUGGAGGCGGUCGAGGUGGAGGUUUUCCAGGAGGCAACGGAGGAGGAGGAGCGGGAGGAGCAGGAGGAGCACAGCAGAGAGCUGGAGACUGGAAGUGCUCAAACCCCAACUGUGACAACCUGAACUUUUCCUGGCGUAACGAGUGUAACCAGUGCAAGGCCCCGAAACCGGAGGACGCAGGAGGGUUGAGCCCCAUGGACAGAGGAGGUUACGGAGGCGAGCGCAGAGGAGGCUUCGAUCGCGGCGGCUUCAGGGGCCGUGGUGGUGACCGUGGGGGCUUCAGAGGGGGACGAGGAGGCGACCGCGGAGGAUACGGCCCUGGUAAAAUGGACGCAAGGGGUGACCGCAGGCAGGAGCGUCGAGGUCGUCCGUACUAAACCAUCAUUCAAGAACAAAACAAACUCGUCCUCAUAAUCACAUCCACACAGAGCCACUGUGUCACUGACCUCUUUCUUUUUUUCUUUCUUUCUUUCUUUCUUUCUUUCUUUCUUUCUUUCUUUCCACGUCUGUUCACACUCCAGUGAAGGUGUGGCAUCAUUUAAAAAACCAACUCAGCAUUAAAUUCCACCUGAAGAAAAACAAAGAGGCUGCAAUCAUCACAUAAUCACACAAUGAUUAUUUUUUUUUUACGUUUUUAUCUGUGAUCAAACAUUUGUCAAUGAAAAGUAAGUAAACAGUCUGUGGAUGUGAACAGCGCCACCUACUGACAACAUGACAUGGUUUUAUUUAUGUAACAUAUUAUUGUUUGUCACAGGUGCUCAGCCGCGGGCUGACAGACAGACAGACUGCCAGACAGGCAGACAGACGCUGCUGUUCUGGUUUGUAAAGACAAACAAAGGUGUGAGUGUUGAGCUUUUAUCAGGUUUCAUUCCUGUCAAAGACGAUUGUUAUUAACAAGUUCUUUUGAUUUACUUAUGAUUUAAAAACCUGUCUGUGGUGUAAAUGUCAGCAUCUCAGUGAGUUAAAUCCCAUAUUUGAUUUAAUAUUAAAAAAACCGAAUGUCAUAUGUAAA